CCCCUAGCCUUUUCGCUCCUAAAAAGCGGCUAAUAGGACGAAAACGGCGACAGAGCCCCUCUCUUCCUCUUUUCUUAGCAGCCAACCAAGAGAGAUCGAGGGAAACAGAGAGAGAUGGAUCACGUAGCGGCAGUGGAAGAACGAAUAGUAUCCGAUAGAUUGAGAAGGAAGCUCGAGGAAGCGAACAUCGCGGCGCAGAACCAGCUCUCUCCCAUCCAAGACCACGUCAACUUCACCCUCCAGCAAGCAUACUUCAAAUGUGCAUAUGAAUGCUUCGAUAGGAGGAGGAGGCAGGAGGAUAUAAACAACUGCGUGGAGCAUUGCAGUGUUCCGGUUCUCAAUGCCAAUAAUCUUGUCGAAACUGAAAUGGCCAAAUUUCAGGAACGAAUGAACCGGUCUCUAAUGGUAUGCCAAGACAAGUUUGAAGCAGCAAAACUCCAGCAGAUUAAAACAAGUGCCAUGAAUGACUUGGAGUCCUGUGUCAAUCAGGCCAUUGACGACAAUAUAAAAACUCUUCCUCACAUUGCUGACCGUAUCAAGGCCUCUCUCUCUAUCAGUUGAGAGUUUAACCCAGUUUGCUUCAAUAAUUCAGAACAUCAUCAUUCAAGAUAAAGAUGUGACCAAUUCUUUUCAGAGACUUUGUAAUAUUGAGAUAUCUUCAGUAGAAUUUUUCAGCUGCAGGCUGGAUGGGAGGUCGGCUAUACUUCCAAAUGAAGUGGCUUGAGAAAAAGUAUCAACUCAUUAGACUCAUUGUUCAUCCAUGUACUUCUAAAAACUAAUACUUAUCAUUCAUCUUUCAUAUCCAGACACAAGAUGAUUCCAGAUGGGCUUAUGCCAUAAAUUUUGUGGUGGCUUCUUGCAAGUGGCUUUAUUGAAAGUUAUUUAAAUUUAA
This is a messenger RNA of Phoenix dactylifera (date palm), 892 nucleotides long. RefSeq lists its product as uncharacterized. NCBI's taxonomy places the organism in Eukaryota, Viridiplantae, Streptophyta, Magnoliopsida, Arecales, Arecaceae. Gene Ontology annotation, cellular component: cytoplasm. The record is from RefSeq and is a predicted model, not a curated record.